Molecule: messenger RNA, 750 nt
Organism: Trypanosoma rangeli
Lineage: Eukaryota; Euglenozoa; Kinetoplastea; Trypanosomatida; Trypanosomatidae
Product: prenyl protein specific carboxyl methyltransferase
Exons: 1
Coding region: 1-750 (249 amino acids)
Biological process (GO): C-terminal protein methylation
Cellular component (GO): endoplasmic reticulum; membrane
Molecular function (GO): protein C-terminal S-isoprenylcysteine carboxyl O-methyltransferase activity
Source: RefSeq, a predicted model, not a curated record
AUGAAUUUUGAAAAGGAAGCUGAGCAUAAGCUGAUCCGUGAGACUGUACUCAUUGCAUUUGGUCUCGGAGCCUGUUUUAUGUUUGCGUUCGCGUUGAUCUGCCACAGCCUCUGGUACACUGCGAGUGUUGAGGAAUACGCGGCCGGGGCUUACAUCUUGUGUAUUCCGGUGCUUUUUCAUAUGAGCGAAUUUCUAGUGGCGGCAUCCUUGGGCCGUCAUGACACCCACCCAGAUGCCUUCUUGUUAUUUAACUCGAAGGCGUACACAGUGGCCAUCUCUGCGGCGUGGAUAGAGUUCUUCGUAGAAUGGAUUUUAGUCCCGGAGACCUGGAAGGUGUCCCGAGGAUCUUUGGCGGGAUGGUUUCUGCGCCUGAACUAUAGCAACGUUACUCUAGUGGCUGUAUUGUCUGUAGCUUUCUACCUAGUGCGUGUGGUUGGGAUGCUGCAGUGUGGGUUAAACUUCUCGCUGUUAAUUGAGACAAGGCGGCGCAGCUGUCAUGUCCUUGUUGACUAUGGAAUUUACGCGGUUCUGCGUCAUCCAGCCUACUUUGGUUUCUUUUGGCGGACUCUCCUCUCGCAGCUGGUGCUGGCAAACCCGUUGUGUUUUGUGGUGUAUGCCGGCGUUAUGUUGGAUUUCUUUCGCAAACGCAUCGCCUACGAGGAAGCCUUGCUAGAAAGUGAGGAAUUUUUUGGCGAGCAAUACAAGGCGUAUAAAGCGAAAACAGUGGUGGGUAUUCCCUUGAUACACUGA